Arachis ipaensis is the source of this 489-nucleotide messenger RNA. RefSeq lists its product as uncharacterized. Lineage: Eukaryota; Viridiplantae; Streptophyta; Magnoliopsida; Fabales; Fabaceae. The record is from RefSeq and is a predicted model, not a curated record.
AUGAGUCCAUUUCGCCUAGUCUACGGGAAGGCUUGUCACCUUUCGGUAAAGGUGGAACACAAAGCUUACUGGGAUGUGAAGGAAUGCAACUCAGGAUUGGGAGGAGCCAAAAUUGAAAGAAAAUUGCAACUGGUGGAAUUGGAGUGCCUGCGGUUAGAGGCAUAUGAGAAUUCAAGGCUCUACAAGGAAAAGGUAAAGGCAGUCCAUGACAAGUACAUCAAGAGAAGAGAGUUUACAGCUGGGGAUCAAGUCCUUCUCUACAACUCGAGGUUGAGUUUAAUGCCAGGCAAGCUGAGGUCAAGGUGGGAUGGACCAUACGUGGUGGAGAAGGUGGAAUCGUACGGAGUUGUCCACCUAAGUCACCCCUCAAGCCCCACCUUCUUCAAAGUCAAUGGCCACCGUUUGAAGCUGUAUCAUGGUGUGAAGAUGAAGAACAACAAAGAGCUAGAGAUCUACCUCUUGAAGGAUCCAGCAAGGGAAGAGGACUGA